Molecule: messenger RNA, 1160 nt
Organism: Jaculus jaculus (lesser Egyptian jerboa)
Lineage: Eukaryota; Metazoa; Chordata; Mammalia; Rodentia; Dipodidae
Gene: Rpp40
Product: ribonuclease P/MRP subunit p40
Exons: 8
Coding region: 51-1145 (364 amino acids)
Biological process (GO): tRNA 5'-leader removal; endonucleolytic cleavage in ITS1 to separate SSU-rRNA from 5.8S rRNA and LSU-rRNA from tricistronic rRNA transcript (SSU-rRNA, 5.8S rRNA, LSU-rRNA); tRNA 3'-end processing
Cellular component (GO): ribonuclease MRP complex; multimeric ribonuclease P complex
Molecular function (GO): ribonuclease P activity; ribonuclease MRP activity
Source: RefSeq, a predicted model, not a curated record
CCUGGCACCAGGAAGUCGCGUGGCGGGCGCGGCCGAAGUAGCAAGAGAACAUGAGCACGCUGCGCAGGCUGCAGGAGACGCCACGGCACUUACUGGUCUGCGAGAAAUCCAACUUGGGCCACGCCAAGUCGCGCCACCGGCAGCUCGUGGAGACGCACUACUAUAACUACCGGGUUUCCUUUCUCAUUCCUGAAUGUGGGUUGUUAUCCAAAGAACUAAAAGACUUCAUCAAGGAAAUUGGGCCCUAUUACUCUGUGCAGAACUUACCUCUUCAUGAAUUAAUUGCACAUGAAUUCAUCAGCACCUUCGUACAGAAAGGUCCAUGCUACGCACUAUCAUACAACACAGGCAUUGAUGAAGAUGAUACUGCCGCCCUGCUGCCAAAUGGGAAGUUAAUUUUAUCACUGGAUAAAGACACUUAUGAGGAAACUGGGCUUCAAGGUCAUCCUUCUCGGUAUUCUGGCAGAAAAAUUAUGAAGUUUGUUGUUUCCAUUGAUUUGAUGGAUUUAUCCCUUAACCUGGAUUCUAAGAAGUCUGAAAGAAUAUCUUGGUGCCUGAAAGAAAAGAAACCUAUGAAAUUUGAUUUUCUUUUGGCCUGGCAUCAUACAGAAUCAGCAGGAGAAUCAACAAUGAUGUCAUACUUCUCCAAAUACCACAUUCGGGAGCAUCAGCCAAAAGUGGCACUGAGCACCGUGACCGAGCUGCCGUGCCCAGUGCUGCAGAGCAGGGAGCUCAGGGGCAAGCCGGAGGAAAGCUGCAGUGCCCCGGAGCUCCUCGACUGGCUUGGCGCUGUCUUCUGCGGAGCUGACCUAAAUAAUGAACCUAGUGACUUCAUAUCAACAUACUGCUGCCCCCAGCCAAGCACAGUGGCGGCCAGAGCUUGUCUGUGUUCCAUCACUGGGCUCAUACUUCCGGAGGAGAUACAGGUGCUCCUGGAGCAGCUGAGUCACUACUUUGAUGAACCGAAGUUGGCUCCAUGGGUCACCUUGUCAGUUCAAGGCUUUGCAGACAGCCCUGUCUCGUGGAGAGAGAACGAACAUGGUUUUCGAAUGGGAGGAGAGCACUUAUACAACUUUGUAAUUUUUAAUAAUCGGGACUAUUGGCUUCAGAUGGCUGUUGGGGCAGACGAUGACUGCCCACCAUAAAGAACACAAAGUUUA